AAAGAAAGGGACCCCGCAAACGGCUCCCGAGCGUGCUUCCCGGCCCUCGCCCCUCCCCGCGGCCCCGCCGCCCGCGCAGGCUCGGGAGCGGCCGGAAGUGCCGCCCACGCCCACCUGUCGCGCCGCGGUCCCGCGCCCUCCCCCCCCCGCGCGCUGUCCGACUUCCCGUCGGGCCUCUCCUCCGCCUUGGCCCCCUGGACCUGUGGACUUGGCCUCCCGGCGCUCCAGCGUCACCGGAAGGAGAAACCUUUGAAAGGGCCCUGGGCUGCUCCGGGUCCGGCGGCCCUUGGGGGGAAUUUCCUUCUGCUGAAAGCGGCGGCUCAUCCCGAGCUGGCCGAGGCGUUAGAGAUUGGGAACGGCGUUAAGGUGACCCCCUCCCGGCCAUUGCCUGGGGAGCACAGAUGUUCCACAGCACCCCGAUUUAGGACUGCCCUUUGGCGGGCUGCGGACACGAAUCCGGCAUCGAGGCCUGGUGUUUACCUGUUUAGAAGGAUACUUGGAGAAAAAUAAUGCCCUUAAAUUGGUGCCUACAGUACUUUGGACAUGCACCUUCACAGACAUGUGCAUGAGGAUGCGAAGUUUGUGUUACUGUUUGCAUGUCCACAACUGAGAUGAGAUAAGGUUGAUGUUUUUCCUCGUCAUCAACAAACUCUUCAUCUAAGAUUGUUCCUGUGUUUCAUGUUUACAAGCAGUCGAAGUUAAACACAGCACAUACAGGUUGAAAAACCAAAUAAGGAAAUGUAUUCCUUCUCCUGACUAUUCUAAUUUGACUUGGCUAAAGCAAAUUUUAGCUUGGCUUGGGCAGAAAAGUGGAAGGACAAUGCUCCACUUUAACCGAUGUCAGCACCUGGAACAAAUAAUACAGAAAUGUUUUUCUAGUAUACCUUUUAAAACACAUAAACACGUACAGCAGUUUCUUUCAAGAACACUUGCACUUGCAAAAUCAAGGAAAUCAUGGCACUCAACUCACUCUCUCAUUGGAGACAAAAAUAUUAUCCUGAUGGGAGCGCCUGGUGCUGGAAAAACAACAGUAGGCAGAAUAAUAGGUCAGAAACUAGGCUGUUGUGUCAUAGAUGUGAAUGAUGAUAUCCUUGAAAAAACAUGGAAUAUGAGUGUGUCUGAAAAAUUACAGGAAGUCGGUAGUGAGCAAUUUUUAGAAGAGGAAGGAAAAGCCGUGUUAAACUUCUCUGCAUCUGGAAGUGUGAUUUCCCUUACUGGAUCCAAUCCAAUUCAUGAUGUCAGCAUGUGGCAUCUAAAGAAAAAUGGAAUAGUUGUAUACCUGGAUAUACCACUAAUAGAUUUAAUUAAUCGUCUGAGCAUUAUGCAAGUUACUAGGAUUGUAGCCCAGAAUUCUGGAACAUCUAUGAAAGACUUACUUAAACAUAGAAGACAGUAUUAUAAGAAGUGGUAUGACACUCGUGUAUUUUGUGAAAGUGGGGAAUCCCCAGAGGAGAUAGCUGACAAAGUGCUUAUUACACUGAAAAGGUACCAAGAUGCCGACUCGGAAACAUUCACUUCCACAAGACACACUUGGACUGAAGAUUGUAAGCAAAAAGUUUCAACCAAGUUCUUUUCAGAAGCGGUGGUCGAGGGACUAGCUUCUGACGGUGGUCUCUUUGUUCCUGAGAAGGAGUUUCCAAAAUUAAAUGCUGGUGAGUGGAGGAGACUAGUAGGAGCAACAUACAUAGAAAGAGCACAGGUACUGCUGGAGAAGUGUAUCCAUCCUGCUGAUAUCCCUGCUGCCAGGUUGGGAGAAAUGAUUGAAACUGCUUACGCAGAAAACUUCGCCUGCUCAAAAGUUGCCCCUAUCAGGCACCUUUCAAACAACCAGUUCAUCCUGGAGUUGUUUCAUGGACCAACAGGAUCAUUUAAAGAUCUGUCCUUACAGCUUAUGCCUUAUCUUUUUGCACAUUGUAUCCCACCAACUUGUAAUUAUAUGAUACUUGUAGCUACUUCUGGAGACACUGGGAGUGCUGUCUUAAAUGGGUUUAGUAGGCUUAAUAAGCGUGACCAGCAGAGAAUAGCUGUGGUCACAUUUUUCCCAGAGAAUGCGGUGAGUGAAUUUCAAAAAGCACAAAUAAUUGGCAGUCAGAAGGAAAAUGGCUGGGCAGUGGGUGUCAGGUCAGAUUUUGAUUUUUGUCAGACAGCUGUAAAAAGAAUGUUUCAAGAUAGUGAUUUUACUGGCUUUCUUGCUGUGGAAUAUGGAACCAUCUUAAGUUCAGCAAAUUCCAUAAACUGGGGUCGACUGCUUCCCCAAGUAGUUUAUCAUGCUUCUUCAUAUCUUGAUCUUGUCAGCCAAGGAUUUAUUUCUUUUGGAAGCCCAGUUGAUGUGUGUAUUCCCACAGGAAACUUUGGUAACAUUUUAGCAGCAGUGUAUGCCAAAAUGAUGGGAAUCCCUAUUCGAAGAUUUAUUUGUGCCUCUAAUCAGAACCGUGUUUUGACAGAUUUUAUAAAAACAGGACGUUAUGAUCUAAGGGAAAGAAAAUUAGCACAAACCUUUUCACCAGCAAUUGAUAUUCUCAAAUCUUCAAAUUUGGAACGGCAUUUAUACUUGAUGGCUAAUAAAGAUGGGCACUUAGUGACAAAAUUAUUUAGUCAGUUAGAAGAGCAGCAUCACUUCCACAUAGAAAAGAUUUUAAUGGAGAAACUUCAGCAGGAUUUUGUAGCUGACUGGUGCUCUGAGGGCGACUGCCUUGCAGCUAUCCACUCGACCUACAAUACUUUGGGGUAUAUUUUGGACCCCCACACUGCUGUUGCAAAAGUGGUUGCAGACAGAAUGCAAGAUAAAACUUGCCCUGUGAUUAUUUCAUCUACAGCUCAUUACUCAAAAUUUGCACCUGCUAUCAUGAAGGCGUUAAAGAUUAAAGAAAUCAACCAAACUUCAUCAAGUCAGCUUUAUUUACUAAGUUCUUAUAAUGCAUUACCUCCACCGCAUGAGGCUUUAUUAGAAAGAACAAAACAGCAGGAGAAAAUGGAAUACCAGGUGUGUGCAGCAGAUGUGAAUGUCCUGAAGGGUCAUGUGGAAAAACUAAUACAAAGCCAAUUUGUGUAAAAGUUUUCAGAGUAAAAUAUUUUUUUCCUGGUGGUAAGCAUGCAAUAAACUGCAAAAGCUGAUUGGGAUAACAAUAGAAUCUUGUUUUCUUUUUUGUUGUUUGGUUUGGGGGCCAUACCUGGCAAUGCUCAGGGCUUACUCCUGGCUCUGCACUAAUGAAUUACUCCUGACAGUGCUUGGGGGGCUCUGUGGGAUGUUAGGGAUUGAACACGGGUUGACUUUGUGCAAAGCUAGUGCCCUACCCUCUGUACUGUUGCUAUGGCCUGAAUCUUUUCUCUUUUAUGUAAGCAUGUCUAUAUUCACAUGUAUUAUCUUUGGGAAUUUUGGUAGCCCAGCGCCAGCACUGAGUUUUGUAUGGAUACAUGCUCCUUUUGUCCUUUAUCUAGAAAAAGAAUGCCUGGCUCUCUGUGAGCUAUGAUUGUGCUGUAUCCUUUGUGUUGUGCACUCAGGAGGGGUAUGUUGAUUUCUUUCCUCUAUACUCCCCUGUAGGUGCACCAGAAUGUCUAAUAUUCAAUUUAGCAAAAAUAAUUAAACAUGAUGCUUAAGUACUACUGUUGUAACCAGUUUAGUUACAUAGACGGUUGACCAAAAAGCUCAAUCACCACUCAAAUGGUUAAUUUGUAUGAGUAAGUAGUAAGUACGUCUCACUCAUAUAGGGGCAUAUAGGAAGCCCUUCUUGAGCUCCACUUUGGACUAUAAUUAUGGAUCUGCACCGUCCAAACUAGGUAAGUGCUCUGUCCUCUGUUUCCUUGGGAUGUUUGUAAUUAAGAUGGUUUAGUUUGAAGAUCCAGAUACAUGGUUUUAGUUCAGGAUGAAAUAAUGGAACUACUGAAUGAAUGCUUUAAUAAAAUACUGAAAUAUUUCUAAAAUUUGCAAAAUUUGAAUAGUUGCUUAUUUAUUGGAGUUUGGGGCAGCACCUGGUAGUGCUUCAAGUUUAUCCCCGACUCUGUGCUUAGGGGUCACGCCUGUGGAGCAUGGGUGUCAGGGAUUGAACCAGUGUUAGUGCUUGCAAGCAGGUACCCUCACCCCUGUCCUAGUUCUCUGGCCCCUGAGUAGCUGUAAUAGAAGUAUAUGAAUAAAGAUGAUAUCUUAGUCUUUUGGAAUCCAUUCUAAUACAGUCUCUGUUGCCUCUCAGUCUUGUCUGUUUUGUAACUGGAAAGAUACAAGCCUGGGCUUGAUUCCCUGCUCUGCAACAUCAAGCACCUUAGGGCUAGCCCCUGAGCACCAGUGGGAGUGGUCCCCAAACUGAAAAAAAAUCAAAAACAAAACAACUGUUCGAUGAACUAAAGCUACACACAACGAAUGUAAAUAUUAAGUUUCUUUUCUUUGUAAUAACUGUUUUAUCAUGAUUUAAGUCAGUGAAUUUAUGAGGUGUUUUAUUUUUGUUUAGUUUGGUUUAGGGGCCUAUGCCUGGCAGUGCUCAGGGAGAUUACAUCUGGUGUGGCUCAGAGGACCAUACGGGGCGCCAUGAGCCCAGGUUGCUGCGUGUGGCAAGGCAAGCACCUUUCCCACUGCACUAUCUCUCCAGCCCUUGUAGUUUUAUUUCCAAAUUUAAGAUUGUCACUGCAAGUUUCUAUGGAUGUAAUGAACUACUCGCAACCACAAGAUGGCAUUCCUGACAUAAUUUGUCUUUGUUAAAGAUCAUGUGUUUCAUUUUCUUGAAGAACUACAUCUAUGAAGAAAUAUAUUUAAAAAUUGUAAAGAACAUGUUUUAAUAGUUAAAUGAGAAAGAGCAAUUUAUUCAUUUUGUUUUGCUGUGGGGCCAUACACUGUGGUGCUCAGGACUUAUUCCUGACUGUGCUCAGAGGCCAUUCUUGGAGGGCUUUGGGGACCAUAUGGGGUGCCAGGUAUGGAACUUGGGUUGGCUUCAUGCAAGGCAAAGCCCUAGCCACUGUUCUAUCACUCCGGCACCACAAUUAAAUUUUUUCUUGUGGUUCCAGAAAUCAAUCCUAGGUCUAACGCACGUAAGAUGUACUCUUUCUUUACUGCAAAUCCACAUUUCCGAUUUUUAUUCAUUUUGGUGCCAUACCUGGUGGCACUUGGGAGUCAUUCUCAGCAACACUCACGGCACCUUGUGGUGUCAGGAAUUGAAAUUGGGCUCUUUCAUGCUAGCAUGUACUUGGGGCAUUAAACUAUGUCUUUGGCCCAAUUUUUGUUGUAUUUUUGGUUUGGAGCCAUACUCACGUGACCAUGUGGUGAUGGGGAUUGGAACCCCAGAGCUCCAGCAGGCCAGUCAUGUGCCCCUAACCCCCCCCCAAAACCCCACAAAACCAAAACCCCUACAAGUAACAGUAUUGCAAACCACAGUGCUUAAAAUGGGGAAAAUGUUAAUUUUUAAUCACCUACUUUUAGUUUAAACUAUACUUGCUUGUAUUGGUGAUGAUACUGAAUUUAUAAGUAUAUUUUACUAUUGAUCUAUUGAAGUCAUGUAAAAAUACUGUUUUGGGUCUAAUUGGUAGUAAAUAUCCCAGAUCUGCAAUCCAAGUAAUUGCAUAUAAUAUUCUUCAGAGUUAAUGUUUUUAAAUGCUUUGUCUGUAGCAUUCAUUAUCUACUGCUUUUAUUGAAUAGUAGGGUUUUUUGGGGGGGCAGGGGAACAGAGGGAACAUGUAAGAUUUCAUGUUAUUUCUAAGUGUUUUGGUUCUGGGCCUCACCUCACAGUACUCAGGACAUAUUUCUGAGUGCACUCAGGCAUCAGACCUGGUGGCCUUGGAAAACCAUUUUUGGUGCUGGCCAAAAAUGAGCUGGGUCAUCUGAGUACAAGGCAAGCAACCUAUCCACUAUUGGUAGGGGCCCUCAGUACUUUCUUUUUUUAGGGGUGUUUUAUUCUUAUUUAUUUUCUUUAUUGGGUCACACUCGGCGAUGCACAGGGGUUACUCCUGGUUCAUGCACUCAGGUAUUACUCCUGGCAGUGUUCAGGGGACCGUAUGGAAUGCUGGGAAUCGAAUCCAGGUCGGCUUUGUGCAAGGCAAACACCUUACCUGCUGUACUGUCACUCCAGCCUUGCACUCAGUACUUUCUAAGACUAACUUUAGAUAUUUGAAUUUCACUUCUAUCAUUUGCUAUUUGAGUAUCCAGGGCAAGUUAUUGAACCUUUUUACGCCCCACCUGUUAGGCAAGGACCAUAGAAUAACCUUCCUUCUUCAUAAAGUUGUUGGGAAGACUAACUGCAAAGUGCUUUGAAGAGUACCUUGCAUGAAGUAUACCAUUUCAACUGUUUAAAAGCUCAACCCAUUUCAACUGUCAUUUUGUUUUACAGAUAUAGCAGUAGUUAGAUGAUCAACCGUGUGCUAAGCACUUAGCCAAGUAUUGGGAAAACCACAGCAAAAAAUAUGUACAAUCCUGUAAUGUCAGGAAGUAAUAAGUGAGAAAUUGGAAACUUUGAUAAGGAUCUGCAAAUAGAAAGCUUGGAAAGUAAGCAAUGUCCAUGUGAGUGACAUGAGAAACUCAUUUUUCCACAGUUAAAUCUGUGGAAAUAGAAGUCUAGGUCUUCCAGAGAAAUGAAUUAUGGUGGCAAAGAGCCAGUGGGGAUAGGAAUGAGCAGAGGGGACACUCAAACCCCAGAUUUACUGCUUGGAAUUUGUGGAGAAGUUACUGAAAUGAGGUAAACAUGUCAGAAAGAGCAAAGGGACUUCCUCUCUAAGGCCAACACUCCCUUCCUAGAGCUGGACUAAGUAUUACCGAUCUGUUGUAAUAUUGGAAAACUGCCACAGCAAGGGCUGGUGAAGUCCAAAGGAAAGGGAACCCCCGGAGAAGAGAAAUCAUGGGUUCUAGUUUCCCCUCUAAGAUUUACUGAUUUUGAAAGCCAAAGCAGGCUGAGAGACUUAAAAACAAGCAAAGCUUUUGUUAGCUACGUGGGAUAAGGAAAUAAAUAUUGAGUUAACAAAUUCACAGGGUUACAUUUAGAGAGACCCUAGGAAAUACCCCAAAUUUUCAUUGAGACUUGGAAUUUGGAUUUAGCUAUUUAUGGAUUUAAGUUCUUUCCUUAGGAAUAUCAAGUACGUUUGUUCCUUUAGGAAAAAAACCAUUCAGAUUUCAACACUCUACUCGGAGUCACCGCAUCCCAACUCAGGUUGUGAAAUCGCUACAACAUUCCCCUGGGACUGCCCUUGUCCUUCAGGAAUUUUCAUUACUUUUUAUCUUUUCUUUUUUGAGGAACGAUCUUUCAUCUCUAUAGAAAAAUAUGUUUUCCUUAGAAUUGGUAUCUUCCUUCAACAAAAAGGUUUUUGCCUCACUUAAAAAUAAAAACCUCUAGGGGCUGGAGAAUUGCACAGCGGGUAGGGCGUUUGCCUUGCACGCGGCCGACCCGGGUUCGAUUCCCAGCAUCCCAUAUGGUCCCCUGAGCGCCGCCAGGAAUAACUCCUGAGUGCAAAGCCAGGAGCUAACCCCUGUGCAUUGCCAGGUGUGACCCAAAAAGCAAAAAAAUAAAAAUAAAAAAUAAAAACCUCUGGGGCUGGAGCGAUAACACAGUGGGUAAGGUGUUUGCCAUGCACGUGGCCGACCAGGGUUCAAUCCCUGGCACCAUAUGGUCCCCCACGCAUUGCCAGGAAUAAUUCCUGAGUGCAGAGCCAGGAGUAACCCUUGAGCAUCGCUGGGUGUGACCCAAAAAGCAAAUAAAUAUAUAUAUAUAUAAAAUAAAAAAUAAAAACCUCAAAAUUUGGAUUAUGUUGAAUGCAAACAUGAAGGGAAAAUUUUUUAAAUAAUGAAUUGCCUUUUAUAAAAUCAUGAAAUGAGUCUCUACUUUUUUAGAUAUCUUAACAUAACUUUGGUUGCGCUAAUCUCUAGAUAGGUUGUUAGUGUUCAUGAUAAAUAGCAGGUUAAAUAGAUAUGACUGGGAGAUUAGAAAGAGACAGAAUUUUUUGAAAUUUUGAUCUUGAGCCCGGCAAGCUACCGAGAGUACCUCGACCGCACGGCAGAGCCUGGCAAGCUAUCUGUGAUAUGUUCAAUAUGACAAAAACAGUAACAAGUCUCACGAUGGAGACGUUACUGGUGCCCGUUCAAGCAGAUCGAUGAACAACGGGACAACAGUGAUAGUGAUUGUGAUUCAGUAAGAGUUUAUCAUGUUAAUUUUCAUAGUAAAGCCACAAAUAUUAUUUUUAACUGUCAUCCCAUUGCUCAUCGAUUUGUAACGUCUCUCAUUGAGAGAUUUAUUGUUACUGUUUUUGGCAUCUUCAAUGUGCCACGGGUAGCUUGCCAGGCUCUGCCGUGCGGGCGCGAUGCGGUAGCUUGCUGGGCUCUCCAAGAGGGGUGGAGGAUUCGAACACGGGUCGGCCGCGUGAAAGGCGACCGCCCUACCGCUGUGCUAUCGCUCCAGCCCACAACUACCAAUUCUGUGUUUAUUUUGAUGUGGACUUGAGAUUUAAUGGAGCUGUCCAACUUGGACCCUAAUCAGGAAACUAUUGGGUAGUCUGCACAGUAUGGAGUGACAAAGGGUGCAAACCAUUGCUUUGUGAUCCAUUCUCAACAUUUAAGUUCUUGCAGUUCCUUUGAAGUUGGAUUGAGGUCUAGAGAGUUAGUACAGUGGGUAGGGUGUUUGCCUUGCAUGCAGCUAACCUAGAUUUGAUCCCCGGCAUUUCAUAUGGUUCCCUGAGCACCACCAGCAGUAAUUCCCGAGUGCAGAGCUGAGAGAAACCUCUGAGCAUUACCAGGUGUGGCCCAAAAACAAAAAAGAAAAGUUGGGUUGACUUGACUGGAUUGUACAAUACACAUCACUGAAGAAUUUCCUGUUUUCAGUCUCAUUUUUUUCUUCUAAAUUACUUUCACUAAAAAGCCAACAAAAACUACAGUCAUAGGGAUAGUAUAGUGAGUGGGUAUUUGCCUUUCAUACAUCUGAUCUGGGUUCAAUCCUGGUCCUUGAGUAAAGCCAGGAGUAAGCCUUGAGCACUGCCAGGUGUGGCCCCCAGCCACAAACAAAUGAUACCUAGUCUGGAUGAGGAUAUAAAGGAUAAAACAUGAAACGUGUACUUAGGGUUUAAGUAAUCAGAUGGCAUUAAAAAUACUUGCAUUCAUAAGUUUGUAAAAUAAAAGUGAUAAUCUGCU
Messenger RNA from Sorex araneus (European shrew), 9088 nucleotides. RefSeq names its product threonine synthase like 1 (gene THNSL1). NCBI's taxonomy places the organism in Eukaryota, Metazoa, Chordata, Mammalia, Eulipotyphla, Soricidae. The transcript has 5 exons. The record is from RefSeq and is a predicted model, not a curated record. The coding region runs from base 821 to 3052 and encodes 743 amino acids. Gene Ontology annotation, cellular component: cytoplasm.